AUGCAUAAGCUGAAAGUGGAAAACAUCACACCAUUAUGAAUUCAAUACCUCUAAAACACCAGUCACGUCAUUCAGUAGUACCACUGAAAUAACCUAUGAAAGCAUGGACCCAGCAACAUUGACUUUCUUUCCAUCCCAUGGCUUAAUCCAGUAUUCUGGUACUCCAGUGAGGGGUUUCUUUUGUGAAUGAGUGAGGUAUCUUUGGUCUAAUGGAGUAAUGGUCCCUCCUUCUAUUGGAUUAUGGGAGGGGUGUGGUAUUGUGGUAUUAAUCUGAGCAGACAGCAGGCAGGCAGCCUGCCCUGGACUAGUGGAGGGCUGUUGUGUCUCUGACGGAGUGACUCCACAGCACAGCUCUCUACAGCUCUGUCCAGUCCACACCGCUCUCUACAGCUCUGUCCAGUCCACACCUCUCUCUACAGCUCUGUCCAGUCCACACCACUCUCUACAGCUCUGUCCAGUCCACACCGCUCUCUACAGCUCUGUCCAGUCCACACUGCUCUCUACAGCUCUGUCCAGUCCACACCGCUCUCUACAGCUCUAUCCAGUCCACACCGCUCUCUACAGCUCUAUCCAGUCCACACCGCUCUCUACAGCUCCAGGGGAAAGAGACCGGUAUAGUUUCUCCUCUCCACAAAGAUGAACCUUUUCUGCUUCUCUCUGGUAAGGCUCAACUUUAUUUUUCUACUUCUCCUCAGUGUAGGGCUUCCCUCUCUCUCAGACGUGUGUGUGUGUGUGUUGAAGAGGGGCUGAUCUGUUCCUAAAAUUAGAGCGGAUUGAGAAGCACACUGGCGUAGCAGCCUCUCCCCCCCCCCCCCCCCCCCCCCCCCCGCAGCCCCAGCAACAUUUUCUCUAAGCCGCAUGGCAAAAUGCGUAAAAUAGCAUGAGAUUAGCUAUACAACUGCACAUUUAUGUCUCUGCCCCAUGGCAAAAUAAAUUCCAACAAAAUGGGGGGGGUCCUUGUUCGAACCUUGGGAGGGGCCCCGCGAAACUGCACCGCGCCACUGGAGAGGCAUGGCUUGAUUUGGUGGUGGAUUUGAGCCCAGCGGGACAGAAACGGACUAGGAUUUCUGUGGGGCUUUACUUCAGUGUCUUUUGAUGAAUUUUAUGGUGCUAUAAAAUCUCCUUUUAAAAUAGCGGUUUUAGUCUUUAUAAGCAGUGCAAUUGUGUCUUCUACUGUACAUUUCUGUGAUUGUGUAUGGAAGCAACUAAGUGAUGCUAUUACAGUACUGUUACACUAGAGAGUAGCUUUGGCGUGUGGUUUUUUAGAUGACCGAAAUAUGGGAGAUUUCAUAGAUUUAUAGAAAGGAAAUAAUCCCAAGCACAACUGUAUUAGAGGAGUAUGUAGCUGGAGCCUACCAAGUCCUCACCUUGGCCAGAUGCUGGGGAUGUUGAACACAGUUCAGGAUUAUUGACCGACUUGUCCUCAGAACUGAUCCAUGGUCAGCAGGUUGAAGAAGCGUGAUUGCAGCGUUGUUGUUUCUGUUGUUAUUCACCAUCACGUGUAUCAGGAUCUACUGCAUAAUAGUUCACAAUACAUAGUAGUGGCCCAGAUGUAAUGGAUCAAGACAGUUCUACAAGUGCUGCUGACAGAUUGUCUUUUUACACUGAACUAAAAUAUAAACGCAACAUGCAACAAUUUCAUAGAUUUUACUGAGUUACAGUUCAUAUAAGGAAAUCAGUCAAUUGAAAUAAAUAAAUUAGGCCCUAAUCUAUGGAUUUCAUGACUGGGAAUACAGAUAUGCAUCUGUUUGUCACAGAUACCUUAAAAAGAAAGUAGGGGCGUAGAUCAGAAAACUAGUCAGUAUCUGGUGUGACCACCAUUUGCCUCAUGCUGGGCGACACAUCUCCUUUGCAUAGAGUUAAUCAGUCUGUUGAUUGUGGCCUGUGGAAUGUUGUCCCACUCCUCUUCAAUGGCUGCGCGAAGUUGCUGGAUAUUGGCGGGAACUGUAACACGCUGUCGUACAAAUCGAUCCAGAGCAUCCCAAACAUGCUCAACGGGUGACAUGUCUGAGUAUGCAGGCCAUGGAAGAACUGGGACAUUUUCAGCUUCCAGGAAUUGUGUACAGAUCCUUGCGACAUGGGUCUGUGUCUUAUCAUGCUGAAACAUGAGGUGAUGGUGGCGGAUGAAUGGCACGACAAUGGGCUUAGGAUCUCGUCACGGUAUCACUGUGCACUCAAAUUGCCAUCGAUAAAAUGCAUUUGUGUUCGUUGUCCGUAGCUUAUGCCUGCCCAUACCAUAAUCCCACAGCCACCAUGGGCACUCUGUUCACAACGUUGACAUCAGCAAACUGCUUCCCACACGACGCCAUACACACUGUCUGCCAUCUGCCUGGUAGAGUUGAAACCGGGAUUCAUCUGUGAAGAGCACACUUCUCCAGCGUGCCAGUGGCAAUCAAAGGUGAGCAUUUGCCCACUGAAGUCGGUUAUGACGCCGAAUUGCAGUCAGGUCAAGAUCCUGGUGAGGACGACAAGCACGCAGAGGAGUUUCCCUGAGACGGUUUCUGACAGCUUGUGCAGAAAAUCUUCAGUUGUGCAAACCCACAGUUUCAUCAGCUGUCUGGGUGGCUGGUCUCAGACUAUCCCGCAGGUGAAGAAGCCGGAUGUGGAGGUCCUAGGCUGGCGUGGUUAGACAUGGUCUGUGGUUGUGAGGCCAGUUGGAGGUACUGCCAAAUUCUCUAAAACGACGUUGGCGGCUUAUGGUAGAGAAAUGAACAUUCAAUUCUCUGGCAACAGCUCUGGUUGGCAUUGCUGUAUUCAGCAUGCCAAGUCCACACUCCCUCAAAACUUGAGACAUCUGUAGCAUUGUGUUGUGUGACAAAACUGCACGUUUUAGAGUGGCCUUUUAUUGUCCCCAGCACAAUGUGCACCUGUGUAAUAAUCAUGCUAUUUAAUCAGCUUCUUGAUAUUGUCACAUCUCCUCCCGUUGCUCCCCUCCGGCGCUCUGAUUUGCCGGUCUACUGAGCCACCGGUCUGAGCGCACCACCUCGGCAACACCGGAAUGGAAACCCAACGCACCCUAAUCACCUCCUGCACCUCAUCAUCUCAUCACCACCCCUAUAUAGCCCUGGACUGUUCAGUGUUGUGUUGUGUGUGAUUGUUAGUGUCUUGUCGUGUACUCGCUCUUUGUUGUUCUCUUGCUCAGUGUUAAGUAAACCUUUACAUUGUUGAUUCCUGCAUCUGUGUCCUGCCUCUUCGUAUCCUCAGUACUCGUCACAGAUAUGCCACACCUGUCAGGUGGAUGGAUUAUUUUGGCAAAGGAGAAAUGCUCACUAACAGGGAUGUAAACAAAUUUGUGCACAACAUUUGGGAGAAAUACAUUUUUUGUGCGUAUGGAACAUUUCUGGGAUUUUUUAUUUCAGCUCAUGAAACAUGGGACCAACACUUUACAUGUUGCGCUUAUAUUUUUGUUCAGUGUAGAAAUAAUUCAAUCAAGAGAUGGUAAUCCAUAGAGAUAUCUGAUCAAAUCUUAUUAACCUUCCCCCAAGAAGCAAGCAAUCUCAAACAGGUUCUUGUUGCUAGACUAGCCCAGCAGUCUACAGCGUGUCCCUGAUUGUGUCCCUGAUUUUGUGUGUGUGUGUGUGUGUGUGUGUGUGUCCAGGAGGGUUCUAUGGACAGUCUGUAUGAGGCUGUGCAGGACUCCAGUGAUGCCCAGGUCUACACCAUCCCCUGCCGUUCCUCCAGCCGCUCCUGUAGCCUCGCCGUGCUGCUGGAUGAAAACCCCAAGUGGCAUGGCUCGGGACGAUCCAUCUCCAUGGUGAUUACACACACACACAUAUGCAUUGUGCACAAACGCAUGCACAUACCUAUGCAAAUGCAUGCAUACGCACGCACACAUAUACACACACACAAACGCACACACUUUGUACCCUUAGAUUGAGUUUUCAUUGGGAAGUCAAUUUUCCAGAAUUAAGAUCUUGACCUUGAAUAGACCAAAUGCUAAAAGCUGUAGCUCCUCUUCUCUGUGCGCCCAACAUACUCACUGAUAAGCGCAUUCAUGGCAGGAAAUUGUCAACUGUAUAGUUGAUCAUUUAUUUAAUGCCAUGCCAUGGGUAUAAGUUAUCCAUCUGGACAAACCAGAGCUAAAUCUUGUGGGGUACCUGUUCUCGCAGGAGUUGAGACUUGUGGUCUGCCAGAGGAUCAGAUUGGACCCAAACAAUAAAGCUGAUUAUGAAAUUAUGAUGAUGAAAACAAUCCAUUGACAGCUGGUCCUAAAGGCAUUAACCAUCAGCCGCCAAUCCAAUCUGUUCUGCUAAGAUGGCAUGGACAUCACAACCAAUAUUUUUGUCAUAUUUAUGCAAACGUUUUCAUGCCAAUAGGCAAACUCUUCCACUUUUAAGCAUGUAGAAUCAAAGAUUAAUAAUGUUCUCUUUUGCUUUCAGGAGAUCUCCCAAAUGCAGAACAACAACACCAAAAAUAAGAAAAGAAUGUGAGUUUGUCAUACUUUGUUCAGAUCUGUUUCUAUUGACAGAGUGUGCGUGCAGGGCAUUGUAUCCAUAAUAAAAAGCGCAGUGAAAGUGGAGAAGCCCUGAGCUCAGCCUUUAGUCAGUAGAGUAAAAUGGCUCCAAAGGCGCUCUAUCCUCCCAAGGGAUAAUACUUUAAGUCGCAACUCUUUACCAAGCUUCCUGCCUUUCUGCCCCUAUGUAGAUUUCACACUGUAAGCCCCCAAGCAUCUGUCUAUUUAGACAAUGCUAUCUAAAGCAAAAGAUUGGGAAGGAAUGAACAUCACAAUCCAAAUCAAUUACACACAGGAAAAUGUCAUUUUCAUUUCGGUGUCACCUGUCAAACCAAUGUGAUCAGAUGAAGAGGAGCCCCUGUUAUGUUGGUUGCCAAGAAAGCAGGAGGUGCAGGGUUCUGUGCUAGUUUGAGUACAAGUUUCAGUCAAGUCUCAUUCAACACCUUUAGCUUUUCUAAUUGAUGUCCCACUGCAAAAUCUACACAAGCAGCGCUUAAGAGCAAUCUCUAUGACCUUUAUGUUUUUAGACAGCUAUAAACUACAAAGAGAAAUGUUGAACCACAACAACUUACAUGAUUGAACUAUAUGGGAAUUCUCUCUCACUUGAAGACAUAGCAGGACUUUCUUUAAAUACAUAUACAGUGCCCUCCACUAUUAUUGGUACCCCUGUUUAAGAUGUGGUCGAGGACUUCCAAAAUCAUUUUUUUUUUAACAACAUAGAACCCAAAUGCAAAAAAAGAGAAAAAUCCAACCUUUUAUUUAAGUACAUUACUUUGGUGGUAAAAAAAAAAAUCACACAUUUAGAAAAAAAAAAACUUGAAAUCAUGUGUCCCACAAUUAUUGGCACCCCUAACAAUUCCGCUGAAAAAUUUUAUUGAUUUUUUAAAAAAUAUAUUUUUCUGUAGUUGCUAAAGUUGGUCAGGGUAUCUAGGAACUUUUAAUUAGUAAUUCAUGACUUCCUGUUUCCCUGGGGUAUAAAUAUGACGUGACACAGAGGCCUAAUUCUCCUACCCAUUUGUCAACAUGGCAAAGACAAGAGAACACCAUUCAAGUAAGGCAGAUUUGUGUCGACCUUCAUAAGUCAGGCAAUGGCUACAAGAAAAUAGCCACUCGCCUUAACUUGCCCGUAUCUACAGUCAGAGGAAUCAUUAAGAAGUUUAAAACAACUGGAACAGUGACAAACAAGGCUGGAAGAGGUCCCAAGUUUAUCUUGCCACAACGCACAGUGAGGAGGAUGGUAAGAGAAGUAAAAAAAAGUCCUAAGCUCACUGUCACAGAAUUGCAUCAAAGAGUGGCAUCUUGGGGUCACAAAGUCUCCAAAACAACCAUCAGACGCUCUCUACAUGCCAACAAGCUGUUUGGGAGGCAUGCAAGGAAAAAGCCUUUUCUCACUAACACUCACAAACGUAAACGUCUGGAGUUUGCUAAGCGGCACUGGGACUUCAACUGGGAUCGUGUGCUUUGGUCAGAUGAGACUAAGAUUGAGCUUUUUGGCAACAAACACUCUAAGUGGGUCUGGCGUAAAACAAAAGAUGAGUAUGCCGAAAAGCACCUCAUGCCCACCGUGAAGUAUGGUGGAGGAUCUGUGAUGCUGUGGGCCUGUUUCUCUUCCAAAGGCCCUGGGACCUUGUUAGGGUGCAUGGCAUUAUGAACGCUUUGAACUACCAGGACAUUUUAAAUAAAAACCUGAUGGCCUCUGCCAGAAAGCUGAAGAUGGGUCGUCAUUGGGUCUUUCAGCAGGAUAAUGAUCCAAAACAUGUGGCAAAAUCUACACAAAAAUGGUUCAGCAGUCACAAACUCAAGGUCCUCCCAUGGCCAUCUCAGUCCCCAGACCUCAACCCAAUCGAAAACCUGUGGGGCGAGCUAAAGAGGAGAGUGCAUAAGAGAGGACCCAGGACACUGGAUGAUCUAGAAAGAUUGUGCAAAGAAGAAUGGUCAAAGAUCCCUCUCUCUGUGUUCUCCAAUCUUGUGAAAUGUUAUAGGAGGAGAUUAAGUGCUGUCUUGUUGGCAAAAGGGGGUUGUACAAAGUAUUAACAUCAGGGGUGCCAAUAAUUGUGGGACACAUGAUUUAAAGUUUUUUUUUUUUUCUAAAUGUGUGAUUUUUUUUUUUACCACCAAAGUGGUUGGAUUUUUCUCUUUUUUUGCAUUUGGGUUCUAUGUUGUUUUAAAAAAAAAUGAGAAUUUUUGGAAGUCCUCGACCACAUCUUAAACAGGGGUGCCAAUAAUAGUGGAGGGCACUGUAUAGCAGUAGACCACAAUAUGGUUCACAGCCCUUUGUUAAAACAAUUGUGUUGUGGUUAGACUGGGGAUUAAAACAAUAUCCACUUAAAAUAUAGUCAGAUCUACUGCAAAGAUCCCUAGGACUUGCUGACUUAAGUGCACUGUAUCCCUUUGGGUCAAUCAGGCUGUUGAAAUGGCAGAUUGUGGCUUUAAUCCUGACAUUUUUCUGCCCUUUUAUUUCAGAACACAUGUAUCCAAAUCAGCAUCAGAAAACAGAACUUUAGGUAUGUAUAAUAAAGGUCUGCUUGUGUGGUGUACUUGAUGGACUCCCGAGUGGCUCUGUCGUAGCCGGCCGCAACUGGGAGACCCAUUGGUCCAGGGUAGGGGAGGGAAUGGCCGGCAGGGAUGUAGCUCAGUUGGUAGAGCAUGGCGUUUGCAACGCCAGGGUUGUGGGUUCGAUUCCCACGGGGAAAAUAAAAUAAAAAGAUAAUGUAAGUCGCUCUGGAUAAGAGCGUCUGCUAAAUGACUAAAAAUGUAAAUGAAGACUUAAUGAUAUACUGUACCACUAAGAACAAAAAUAUAUUUUUCAUUUAACCCUUAUUUUACAAGGUAAAUUGACUGAGAACACAGUCUCAUUUACAGCAACGAUAUGGGGAAUAGUUACAGGGGAGAGGAGGGGGAUGAAAUGAGCCAAUUGGAGGCUGGGGAUGAUUAGGUGGCCAUGAUGGCCAGAUUGGGAAUUUAGCCAAGACACCGGGUUUAACACCCCUACUCUUACGAUAAGUGCCAUGGAUCUUUAGUGACCACAGAGAGUCAGGACACCCGUUUAACGUCCCAUCUGAAAGACAAUCAAUCAACAGUUUAGCAUUAGCCAGACAUACAAUUUCAACCAAAUAGUCAAACCUGAGCAAUGCACAGACAAACAGUUAAAUUACCAAGAGAGCAUUACACCAAAACCUCUCUGGAUGUUUUUGUGCUGAAUUAGGUAAAAAGAUCAUUGGCACUUAGUAGGAGUCUACUACAGUAUUUUGUAGCAAUUUUUUUUGGGGGGGGAGGACACAUUAAACUCUCAUUGCCAGCCAUGGUUACUUGCUUGGCUGUCUGUGGUACUUAGGGCCUCCAUUUUGUUUUCACUGUGGUGUGCCCUGACCUUGGUCAGCCAAAUAAACCCCUUAAUGGUUUUGAUUUCUCUCCCUGCAGAUCAUGCCGCUGCCGGCUGCAAUACUACUCUCUGGCUGCCCGCCAAAGUCCCUCCAGAAGAAGAUUUAGAUUUAGUCCACAUCAAGAACAAUCAAAACGAAGGUAAAUUGUCUGGGGAUUUUGAGGUUAAGCUGAUCUAUUCGCUUGCGUUCAUCUGGACACUCCACCACAUGGGCUCUGGCUGUGGCGUCGCUUGAGUGUAGCCUACAGUUUUCAAGUGUCUGAAGAGAUUCCCAUAGCAUCCAAAUCCCUCUUACGGAGAGUGUUGUGCAGACUGGAGCUUGGCUGUCAGGCCUUGGAUUAAUUAAGUGCCAGCAGGAUAUUAGUGUAGUAACACUGGGGGCAACUCUGGGCAUGUGUAAUUUAGUCAGUGUACUACAGUACAUGAGGUUGUGGUGGGGGCAUUGCAUUAGUGUGUAGUACAUGAGACACAGGGUAGACUUCACUGCAUAAUACUGAAACUGAAUGUGAUUAUGAAUGGAUACAAGACAUUACAUCUCAGAAUAAAAGUCCCAAUCACAGUGCUGUAUUGGAACAUUACCUAUCAGGGUUUAGGAGUUUAGUGAGACUUCUGACUGGUGUGAUUCUGUGGUUCAGAGAUGGUCAAGCCCAUGGUCAGAACUGAGGUCCAGGCCAACGCCACGAUCAGGACCAAAAGGGGAAGAGGAGGACGCAAGUCGAGAAGAAAGAAAAAUGAAAAGCCACCAACUCAGGUUGGGAAAAAGAACUGUCCCUUAUUUUGUCCAGUACCUUGAGCUAUUUUCCCCUAUCAAUUUUUUCCAAAACUUGACUUAAUUCAUUGUUUCUUUCUUUUGUUGUAUGUAGGUGGUGAGUUCCGAGGGGUGGGCUCAGAACCCAGAUCGGCCCAACAGCAGACAGAGAGACCUGGUGAGUGAUCGGCCCAACAGCAGACCCCAUGCUGCCCAUCCCAUGCCAGCCCAGAGUCUUACAGUCUUAUAAUGAUAUGGCGGUCUGCCUGUUUUUCCAUCCAAAGAGCCUCUUGGCCUUAAAUUGGGCAAUCACUUAACACAAAUGCUGAUUGAAUUUUAAUACUGUACAGAUGGCUCAGCUGGGAGAGGGGUACCACUAUGCCCCCAUAAUCUUUGGGCCACAUGGCAAAGAGGGGUGGGUUGUUGGGGUGGCACCAGGGGAGUCCCUACUCUCACUAAUUCACAGUGAGGACCAGAUAUGGUAUUGCUUGCCAAUUGUGUGGGAGUGGAUCCACAUUUGGCCACUCAGCCUCUCUCAGUCCCUGUGUUGGCAGCUUGGCACAGAGGCUAACAAGACUAGUGCAGUGUGCUGAUAUCCUAAAAUGGGAUUUGGACACCAGUAGUGCCAGCAUCUCACCCAGAGAAAAUGCAUGGCUAGCUGUUCAUAAUACUAAUGGGUAAAAUCACCAUAAUCACACGACUGAGCUUUUUGAACCUGACAAUAGCUAGGUUUCCAUCCAAUUGGCGACAGAUUUCCACGCGAAUAGGCUACUCUAAAAUCCGCAUUAAGAAAAUAUGCACAUUUUUCCACCAGUGGCGUUUCCACCUAAUUGACUUUUUGCGGAUAGAAAUCAGUGCAUGAUGACGUAUUGCACACAAAAUGUACUUUUUUCUCUUAAGUUUUUAUGUACCGAAUAAAAAUCUAAACUUCAAAAUGUUUCCAUCACAUUUUCAACUCCUACCUAUAGUUUUGUCACAAACGCUGUUGCGUUAAAUAGCAAAUGUGCCUACUCUGGUCUUGGCACGUGCGCUCUAGCCAACCGCUCGCAGAUCCAUUGCGGGUAGGCUGUGUGGGUCUACAUCAGUGGUUCCCAAACUGUGGGGUACACCCCAAGGUUUUUUUUUGUUGAUGUAGGAACUCUUGAAAGUUGUAAUAGUAGAAUGCACAAGGUGCAGUUUUCCUCUUGUUAUGUCAGUCAUUGCAUACCUUAAAGAGCUAUUCAGAACUUCAACUAGCCCAUGUCAGCUAACUUUUUUAGCCCAUAGAUUUUGUUGUCAUGUUUGAGUCACUCAAAUAUCACAUGAAUAAACAUUAGACAUGGUAAAAGGUAUAGAAUUGAAUGAAAAGUAGCUUUAAAACGGCAACAUUUUCUCUUACCCCAUGACAAAAUGUGUAGAAUUGCAGGGAAUAAGCUUUAAACCUGCAACAUUUUCUCUCCUCCAACAAGAGGGGUGUGAACAGUUUGAGUCAUGAACAGUGCUUUUGCCCAUAGAAAUAGGCGUGGGAGGCACGGGAUGUUCCCCAAUGCUGGAAGGGGGGCCUGAGUGAAAAAGGUUGGAAACCCCUGGUCUACAUGAUGAGAUUAUUAUGGAUAAGAGCGAGAAUAUUUUUGUUUGUUAAAUGGCAGUCAAGCAUCGAUCAUCAUGUCACCAGAAUAAAACCCUCAAUGUUUAUUGGAAAGGAGCAUGAAUAUCACAGUGAACUUACCACCCUCUGAUGUUCAUCAAACUUAUUUCAGCUGUAGCCAAAUAAACUGCAGUUUCCCGAGUCGUAGUGGGAUGAGGACCACACACCAUAUCAUCGCGUUACUCCAAGUUUACUUCGAUAUGAUUAUUAUUAUAUCAAUAUUUGCGCAUAAAGGCGUUUCCACCGGUAUUUCUGGCAUUAUUAAUUUGACCAACACAGAAAGAUCCCACCAUGUCGAACGAACAAAUGAUCUGUCGUGAUUUAUAGAAUUGUACCGAAACUUCCUGUUUCCAUCACAGCUGUCGUCAUUUUUAAAAAUACGGUAUGACUUUACUCUGAUAAAAACUGUGGAUGAAAACGUGGUUAUUGACACCGAGGUAAAGACAGUUUCAGGUUCCUCCAUAACGGACAUGUUUUUAUUAUGUGUUUGAUUUUUGUGACACUCCAGAUUGUCCAUGCCAACGGGGAAGUGGCCAAGCCCAGAGUGCCAAUCAAAAAGAGUCAAAAGCAUGGGAGUCAGAAGACUGGGAAUAAAGGAAGUGCAAAAACUGGAAAAGAAGAGGCCAAGAAAAAUCAGGACACCACACGGAAUAAGGAACUCAGAAAAUCUACCACAGACAAUGAGACUUGUGGUAUGACAAAACAUGUGUUCUAUACAAUUUUGAUGAAUGUCCAUAUUUGUCAGAUGUUAAUUUCUGUAGCCUUCUUCUCCGGUCACCACCCAGCAGGGCCCAUCCCAGUGAUAGAAGGACCCUAUCUGGAUGUGGUCCGGAGGUCAGCUCCUGGUUGUGAGUCUGUACUACCAUCAGCCCAGGAGAAUGCUACCCUAGCCCCGGUGGCCAUGGAGCUGAGGACUGGGCCUGGAGUCCCUGGAGCUCCUCCCAGGAACCAGCGCUGGAGUAACCCAGCCGAGAACACUCCGGAUUGGGGAACGUCCUACCACAUCUGCCGCAGGCCCCUCACAGAGUACCCCGUUUAUGCCAAUGACUACACUCUGCCCCGGGCCAAGGACUGGGCCAAGCACCAGGGGCUGGCCCAAGAUGGGAGCCUGAAACGGGACCCCUUGCCACAGGGUGUCCCCCUCUCUGUUACUGAUGUGGAUCAAUGCAACCCCAAUGUGAGUUAAUGGCAAAAAAACAACAACAUAGCCAUCUGUUAAAGUAGAUUAUAGUAGAUUGGGCAUUUUGUGGAAAUGUUAGUUCCAAUCUAUACCCUACUUCAAAUGCCUUGAAACCAACCAAUCAAAAUGUUCCAAUGAAAUAGAUUAUUUGUUUUUAUUUGAACCCAUAGUAAGUGACUGCUAAAAAGACUACGAACACUAGGACACUAGGAAAGAGGAUGUGCUCACAUGCACUCAUUGAGAUAUUUCUAUACAUGCAGUAUAUCCAAUCUGAAAUUCAGUGAGCACAUGCUCUGAGUGCUUUGUGUGAGACAAAGCUAUUGUUUGGGGUUUACGUGAGAUUGGGGCAGAUUAUUUCAGAUUACUCCAUUGUUGUGAUUGCGUAGGCUCCUAUAGAUUUAUCUUCUCCUUUGAUUCCUGCAGAGGGAUCAACACCUACGGGUUACAGGCCAUUGAAGGCAAAACUAGGCAAAAGGAGUGGCUAGUAUUUGGACAAAUGUUUAUCUUUAGGAAUCCGUAAUAUGGCUAUUUCAGAUUUUUCUUUCUAAUAAACAGGGUUAUAAAAUAGAAAAUAGGGCCAUGUCUAAAAAUAUAGGAUUAUAUCUGUCAAUAGCAUCAAUUGAAAAAAUAAGCAUUCCUAAUGUAUCAGUAGGAGUGUUUAGGGUGUUCAAUUUUAAAAUCAAUAUAAAUGUGUGUACUGUAGGUACAUUUCCCCCGCAUGCUGCCCUCUAGUGACUUCAUGUAGGAUUAGUUUAUGAAAAUCAUUUCAUGCAACAUUUAUGAACAAUACCAAGCCUCCUCACGUGAAAAACUGCUGAGUAUUUCCAAGGGUCGGCCUGGAGGGUCUGAAGAAAUAGAUUAGAAACUGUAAUCCUGGAUUGAGACAAGUAUGCCUGAUUGCAAACAGUGUGGGAUUAGGAAAUGUAAUUUUCCAUAUCCUUUUCUCUUAUUUGCCAUUGGUCGAUUGUAGCUCUUCAAUGUAAACGUUUAAUUGAAUCCCCUCCCUAUAACGUCAGAGGACUGAUUAUACACAUAUUGGAGGACCAUGAUGUGCCUAUACAACCUCUGCAUGAACUCACUAUUUUAUUUGUUUCUGAUAUGAAUUUUACCAUUAUUUGUGAGAAAACAGAACCCUCUCCAAGCUGAGACCUAUAAGUAAUGAUGAGAAUGACUAAUGGUUUGGAACAUUCCACUGCAAGAAAUAAGUAAUGUAGAACAGCUUGCUGUAACCUAGUAACCCCUGUAGUUCAGUUGGUAGAGCAUGGUGCUUGCAACGCCAGGGUUGUGGGUUCGAUUCCCACGGGGGGGCCAGUAUGAAAAUGUAUGCACUCACUAACUGUAAGUCGCUCUGGAUAAGAGCGUCUGCUAAAUGACUAAAAUGUAAAUGUAACCCACAUACUAGCUUGCUAAAAAGUUAUAAACCAACCUAUGAAUUAAAUAGGUCAUUGAUGCUGACUGAUUCCAUAAUUUUUUAUGGGCAAAAUGUAACUUAGAAUAGCCAUUUAUAUAGCCUAAUGUAAGAUAAUCACAGCAAGUUUGAUUUAAUGUGGCAGUAAAUUACAUUUAAUGUGUCAAACGUGUUAUCAAGUAGAUCAAAAACAUCUAGUUUUAGUAAUAUAUCCAUACUGAGUGCAGAUGAUGAAGCGGAAACUGUUUCGACAUCACAGAGUUGCCAUCUUCCUCUCUUCCUGUGUCUGCCGUUCAUAGCCUCAACACUUCCUCAAAACAAUCACCCGAGUUUUUGACAUUUGAGCAAAAAAAAGUUCAACCUUGACAUUAUAAUUUAGGAUAAGUCUAUUUUCUGCUUUUUUCUUACUGUACAAUCCAGGUCUGCAAAGCUCUUAGAGAUUUACCCAGAAAGACUCACAGCUGUAAUCGCUGCCAACAGUGAUUCUAACAUGUUUUGACUAAGGGGUGUGAAUAGUUAUGUAAAUUAGAUAUUUAUGUAUUUUAUUUUCACACAUAAGCAAAGACCCUCCCCCCCAAAAAAUUGGGGGGGGACUUUGUCAUUAUGGGGUAUUGUGUGUAGAUGGGUGAGAGAAAAAAAUCUAUUUAUUCCAUUUUGAAUUCAGGAUGUAACACAACAAAAUGUGGAAUAAGUCAAGGGGUAUGAAUACUUUCUGAAGGCAUUGUAUAGCCUAUGCCAGGUGUGAGUUAUGCAACAAAUGUAGCCCAACCACAUAUGGUAACUAGGUUCCAAAAUUAUAUCACCGUCAUCACAGAGGGAGACCACAAAAUGUUCAUCUAGCAGAAUGUGUUUUUUCCCCUACUGAAACCGAUUCCGUGGUAAUAGACAGAAUGUUGAUUGCCUCACAUGCCACAUCCUGUCCUUUUGAGGAAGUCAAGCAUUCGGUCUGGGUUAGUUUAUGCAGUUAACACUUAGAUACCAUUAGAGUUGGUCAGAGUACAGAUAUGCUUCUUUAAGAUUUCAUUAGACUGAACUCUAAAACCAACCAACAUCAACACAAAAUGCUACAGAGGGCAGCCUCAAAUGUUUCAGACAAAUCAAAGCUCAGUAAACCAAAGGUAGGUGAAAACAAAUUAUUUCUAAGUAGCGUGUCCAAAUACAUUGAAUUGAUGACUAACUGUGUAGAAUUGAUAACUAACUGUUUAGUGCUAACUACCUACAAUAGUUAGCACUAAAAUGUGAUUCUAAUUAAAAGAAGAAGCAAUGCUUGACUGAUGGUCAGUAGAAAGAAUACAUUGGUCAUCUGUGUGGAAGUGCAGCAGAUAUAUGGUCAAAGUUGUAAGAAGGGGGAGGGUCCAUCAAAUUACUCAAAAGGUUCCCUAGAUUGCUGCAGAGUGUGUGGUCCUAGUAUUUAAUAGGGAUUUACUGGGAUUAUACAUUUAUAUAAUUAUGUUGGUGAUCUGAUGUGGAGAUACUGGCAUUUGGACAGAUUAUAAAUACUUUUAGGUUUAUGAACAUUUUGAAAAAUCUAUGAACUGCACCUCACAAGCUCUUCCUGAUAGAGAUACACACAUAGUGCAAAAGAGAUUGAGUUCAAGUUGCCACAUGUGCCAGACUUCUAGGCUCAACACACAUUGUGCAAGACAAUGGCACAGUAUUACUGUAAAUCAAGGGUGUAGGAGAACAUAAUUCAUUACCAUGGAAUUUGUCCCUCAUUAGCAUAAUAUGAAAGGAAUAAAAGGAAAGGAAAUGAUCAUAAACACAUUUGAUUGGGUGAUUGGGUGGGAUGGGGGUGCAACAUGCAUUGCAUAAUAUUCCAGAUUGGGUCCUGACUCCUGCUGCCACUGUGGUAAACACACAUUUAAUCUGUCAUCUGUAAUCUCUCCAUGCAGCGCUCCACCAGUUUUGGGCGAUUUGAGGGCCUCAGACAACCAUCACCAGCCAGACUAGAGGAAAAUGGAACAACAGUGGCAGAGGAGUCUGGAUGUGAGGGUUCUGAUCAGACCAAACAAGGCAGCCUGGGGAAGAAGAUGAAGGCCAUCUCUCUGACCAUGCGCAGGAAGAUGGGCAAGAAGCACUCCAAAACCUUCUCUGAGGAAGCUGUGAGUCACAAUACAGACUGCCUCUUCCUCAUCCUACACAGUACUUAGUAUUCUGCGUAGUCUAUCAAAGCAUCUAGAGGCUCUUAAAAUAUUGUAUAUUUCCUCUCUGACUGGCUGUAACCCACAUCCUCAAAUGCAACAUUGUGAUGUCUACCUAUGUCAUAAGAAUACUCUUGUAAAAUAAGUCUGGCCAAGCAAGGUUCAAUUUGUGUUGAAAUUAGGUCUAAGUGACAAAAUAGUAUCCAACAACCUGGUCAGUAUUUGGAAGUGGCUAUGUUGAAUUGUUAACUCAAUGACACUUCCUUAUAUAAAUGGCACAGUUAUGUACAGUAUAUAGGAAUCAACAUCAAUUUGGCAGACUCACAUAGUGGCUUGUCCAUCUUGUAUUUCCCAUGCAGGGUGAGGACACUGACAGAGACCUAGAAGAGGAAACAGAGAGAGGUCAUCCUUUAGAGAAAUGCUCUGAAAAGACCAGCAACUCUCUGGAGAGCCUGUCCAGCGGACAGAGUUCCUCCAGUAAGUCCUCUCCACAGGGAUGUCAACAGAAAGUCAUGUCUCUCCUCAUACAAGUCUGUAAAUGAAGAUACAUGUUUGUAAAUGAAGAAUAAGCAAAUGUGAUGUGUUUUCAUGCGUUUUAUUUUACCAUUGUAUUACCAUAUUAUUACCAUUAUAUUACAAUAUUAUCAUAGGCUUGUAACCUUCCCUCCAACACAAGGAUACACGCACGUACUCUUCUUUGUCCAGGGGUAAAUAUGUGCAGUGUAAUCAUACUGUGAUGUCUUGUCCCCUGUUGGCUCAGGUGGUGUGGCCAGCGUCUCAGAUGGCUCCAGUACCAGAGACAGUCUGAGACUAGAAGAGGACGGCUCCUACAACGGACACUUCUGUGGUAGAGCACGGGUCCACACAGACUUUGUUCCCAGCCCAUAUGACACUGACUCCCUCAAACUCAAGGUAGACAGAAGAUACAGUGCCUUGCAAAAGUAUUCAUCCCCCUUGGCGUUUUUCCUAUUUUGUUGCAUUACAACCUGUAAUUUAAAUGGAUUUUUAUUUGGAUUUCAUGUAAUGGACAUACACAAAAUAGUCCAAAUUGGUGAAGUGAAAUGAAAAAAAAUCUAAAAAAUACAUAACGGAAAAGUGGUGCGUGCAUAUGUAUUCACCCCCUUUGCUAUGAAGCCCCUAAAUAAGAUCUGGUGCAACCAAUUACCUUCAGAAGUCACAUAAUUACUUAAAUAAAGUCCACCUGUGUGCAAUCUAAGUGUCACAUGACCUGUCACAUGAUCUCAGUAUAUAUACACCUGUUCUGAAAGGACCCAGAGUCUGCAACACCACUAGGGGCACCACCAAGCAAGCGGCACCAUGAAGACCAAGAAGCUCUCCAGGUCAGGGACAAAGUUGUGGAGAAGUACAGAUCAGGGUUGGGCUAUAAAAAAAAUAUCUGAAACUUUGAACAUCCCACGGAGCACCAUUUAAAUCCAUUAUUAAAAAAUUUAAAGAAUAUGGCACCACAACAAACCUGCCAAGAGAGGGCCGCCCACCAAAACUCACGGACCAGGCAAGGAGGGCAUUAAUCAGAGAGGCAACAAAGAGACCAAAGAUAACCCUGAAGGAGCUGCAAAGCUCCACAGCGGAGAUUGGAGUAUCUGUCCAUAGGACCACUUUAAGCCGUACACUCCACAGAGCUGGGCUUUACGGAAGAGUGACCAGAAAAAAGCCAUUGUUUAAAGAAAGAAAUAAGCAAACACGUUGGCGCCAAAAGCCAUGUGGGAGAAGGUACUCUGGUCAGAUGAGACUAAAAUUUAGCUUUUUGGCCAUCAAGGAAAACGCUAUGUCUGGCGCAAACCCAACACCUCUCACCACCCCGAGAACACCAUCACCACAGUGAAGCAUGGUGGUGGCAGCAUCAUGCUGUGAGGAUGUUUUUCAUCGGCAGGGACUGGGAAACUGGUCAGAAUUGAAGGAAUGAUGGAUGGCGCUAAAUACAGGGAAAUCUUGAGGGAAACCUGUUUCAAUCUUCCAGAGAUUUGAGACUGGGACGGAGGUUCACCUUCCAGCAGGACAAUGACCCUAAGCAUACUGCUAAAGCAACACUCAAGUGGUUUAAGGGGAAACAUUUAAACGUCUUGGAAUGGCCUAGUCAAAGCACAGACCUCAAUCCAAUUGAGAAUCUGUGGUAUGACUUAAAGAUUGCUGUACACCAGCGGAACCCAUCCAACUUGAAGGAGCUGGAGCAGUUUUGCCUUGAAGAAUGGGCAAAAGUCCCAGUGGCUAGAUCUGCCAAGCUUAUAGAGACAUACCCCAAGAGACUUGCCGCUGUAAUUGCUGCAAAAGGUGGCUCUACAAAGUAUUGACUUGUGAAUAGUUAUGCACGCUCAUGUUCUGUUUUUUUUGUCUUAUUUCUUGUUUGUUUCACAAUAACAAAUAUUUUGCAUCUUCAAAGUGAUAGGCAUGUUGUGUAAAUCAAAUGAUACAAACCCCCCAAAAAUCAAUUUUAAUUCCAGGUUGUAAGGCAACAAAAUAGGAAAAAAUGCCAAGGGGGGUGAAUACUUUCGCAAGCCACUGUAAUGCUUCUAGAUUGGGGUAAUGUGAAAUGUCAUGAAAGAUGUUUGUAAAAGCUGUUUCAUGAACCUAUAUGUAUGAAUCCAAUCUCUUGAUGUCUUUUCCCAGGUUGGAGACAUUAUCAGCAUCAUCAGUAAACCUCCCAUGGGCAUAUGGACGGGGAUGCUGAACUACAAAGUGGGCAACUUCAAGUUCAUCUACGUUGACGUGGUCAUGGAGAAAGAGAGAGAGGAGGAGGCGCCAAAGAUCAGGCCUCAGAGGAUGAGCAGGAGACCACGACCAAAGACACUACUGGAACUACUGCAGCGUCUUCAUCUAGAGGUGAGUGCUCAGAGGUCAUAGCUAGAAGGUUUUGUCAAAUUAACUUCAGAUUUGACUUUUCGUAGCAGGUUAGGAUAAUUAACCUAGCAGGUUAGGAGAAUUAGGUUAAGGUUAGGGAAAGGGUUAGGGUUAGCUAAAAUGCAAAAAUAAUCGUAUUUUGAUGUUAAUUAGACAAAAGCUGGAUCCCUUCUAGCUCUGACCCUGUUAAAAUGACUGCCAAAUACAGCUCAAUUUUUUCUUUCCAGUAACCAAUCAAUCCAUGACAUGAAACCUACACUGAGAAAACAAUGUAAAGUGUCCCACAACUCUACUAGACACACAGUAUUGAGAACGGUGUUGUCUCAAGUACCCAACAAAAUAAUUAUAAUAUGCAUAAACAUAGCCUAAAGCACUCAAAGGUGAACAAAUUAGUAUAAGAUUAUGAAAGGUAGAUGAGAUGACAUUGACAAUGGAACUAUAUCAUGUUUAUUCCAGGAGUAUGCAUCUGCACUGCUUCUGAAUGGCUACCAGACAGUAGAGGACCUGAGGCACCUGCAGGAGAAACACCUUAUAGAGCUGAACGUGAUGAAUCCAGAACACAGAGGCAGGCUGCUGGCUGCUGCAGACUGCAGAUAUACAGAGAGUGAGUAGCAAAACCAAUUUCUACUGUAGCCUAGCCCUACUCCAUUUCUACUGGGGCAAAGGAAAUGGGCAAUUGUACCACAGACAUUUUGUGCUGUGCAGCACUACGUUCAGAAAGGAACAUCUUGAUCUUUGUGUAUGAUAAGCAGAUGCUUAUCGCUGUUAUUAUUAAAGAUGUGCCCAUCCUGCAGAGUUGGCACCAGUCAGAGAAAAACUGCUUAAAGAGGCACAAUGUCUUCCUCUAUUCUAAUCCUCUAUAAAACACUGCAAGGCUCUGAAACACAAAAUGAAACAGAAAGAUUGGUCUCCAAUCCAGAUUAAGAAAUGAACAAUACUAGCCAGUUUCUGUCAGCUGCUUACAAAACGGGAUGCGUUUUAGCAUAAGGGUUAUUAAUGUUUGUGUCCUCACAUAACACCAUUUAUGUUAGUGAAAUUAAGGUCAUAAAUGUGUGUUGGGCUAAUUUCGGACCAAACAGAUGGCACUGCCACCCUGGCUAAACCAGAUAUCGUGACUGUGGGCUAGUUCCUGACCAAACAGAUGGCACUGCCACCCUGGCUGAACCAGAUAUCGUGACUGGCUGUUGGAUAACCCUGGCAGAGGUUACCAGCCAGGGAGGAAUUUAGUCAUUAAAUCAAGCUUAAUUCCAUUUGGAUGAUGUGAGAAUGGCAACCCUAAUUAAUUUAAAAAUUGACUUGGAUCCGGGCAGCCAACCUGCAGGUGUCUGUCUGUGUCUGAGGGUCCAAUCAACCAGACUGCUUUGUUCUUGUGUUCGCAGGCGAUGAUGUGAGGGAGAGUGAGGAGCCCUCUUCAUCACACAGCCUGAAGGAGGAGAAGAGUGACUGUCCCAGAGACUCAGGCUGCUUUAUUCCAUCAGAGUGCUCUGAAAACAGCAAAGAUGACACAGAGAGCCAACCAGUCACACACUGAUAGGCCGCACUAUCCUAAUAAACAUACCGGUAUAAAGAGUUGAUUAACUAUUACGUUUUGACAUGUAAAUUACGAUGGUUCACCAUGUUUGUCUCGUCUGUAUUUGGUUUAACAAGGUGGGAUUUCAUUAAUUAAAUGUUAAAUGUAGGCUAUUUUUCUUAAAACCGAUGAAUUUGUUCCUCCUUAUAAGCCUUCAUUUAUGAACCUUUUUCUUUAACCUAUUAAUUCACAUAAAGCAUUGGGCCAAACUCAUUCCACGGAGGGCUGCGGGGUUCUGCUCCUCCCUUGUCCUUGAUUGAUG
Coregonus sp. 'balchen' is the source of this 19627-nucleotide messenger RNA. NCBI's taxonomy places the organism in Eukaryota, Metazoa, Chordata, Actinopteri, Salmoniformes, Salmonidae. The record is from the annotation of a GenBank genome assembly.